Molecule: messenger RNA, 1718 nt
Organism: Pungitius pungitius (ninespine stickleback)
Lineage: Eukaryota; Metazoa; Chordata; Actinopteri; Perciformes; Gasterosteidae
Gene: slc35d3
Product: solute carrier family 35 member D3
Exons: 4
Coding region: 158-1447 (429 amino acids)
Cellular component (GO): Golgi apparatus
Molecular function (GO): antiporter activity
Source: RefSeq, a predicted model, not a curated record
CGACCCGGACCUCCCGCGGCCCCCUUUCGCACCUCCCGUUAGUCCGGUGCGCCUCGGCACACUGUGCGUAAAACCCCCCCCAAACGUCUCCUCUGCCCCGGGACUAACCCUCUCUGACCCCCCCUCCAUCCCCCCGUCCCCUGCAUGACACUCCGCCAUGGACGUGUUCAAGAGCCGCUUCCUGGGGAUCGGCGUGGCCGUGGCGCACGGCGUCUUCUCCGGAUCCCUCAACAUCCUGCUCAAGUUCCUCAUCAGUAACUAUCACUUCAACUACCUGACGCUCAUCCAGCUGCUGACCAGCAGCACCGCGGCGCUCACCCUGGAGCUCCUGCGGCGGCUCGGGAAGGUCGGGCUCCCCCCGUUCAGCCUGCAGCUCUGCAAGGAGUUUGCCCCAGUGUGCGUCCUCUCUACGCUGCAGUCCACCCUCACGCUGUGGUCCCUGCGCGGCCUCAGUCUUCCCAUGUACGUCGUGUUCAAGCGCUGCCUGCCGCUCUUCACCCUCAGCAUUGGCGUGUGCGUGCUGAGGAACGGCGGGCCGUCCGUCGGCGUGGUGAUUGCCGUGAUCAUCACCACCGGUGGAGCCGCGCUGGCCGGCGCCGGGGACCUGACUGGCGAUCCCUUUGGGUACGUCACUGGCGUGCUGGCGGUCAUCAUCCACGCCUCUUACCUGGUGCUGAUUCAGAAGACCAGUCUGGACAGCGAGUACGGACCGCUCACAGCGCAGUACGCCAUCGCCGUCAUGGCCUCCCCGGUGCUUCUUGUGUGCUCCCUCAUCUCCCUGGACACCAUCAACAUGUGGUCGUACGAGGGCUGGAAGGAUCCCCACAUCGCCGUCAUCUUCGUCUUCUGUGUCUUGAUCGGCUGCGCCAUGAACUUCACCACGCUGCACUGCACCUACAUCAACUCCGCCGUCACCACCAGCUUCGUGGGCGUGGUGAAGAGCAUCGCCACCAUCACCGUCGGCAUGCUGGCGUUCAGCGACGUCUCGCCGACCCGGCUGUUCAUCGGCGGCGUGGCAGUCAACACCGUUGGCUCCGUCACCUACUGCGUGGUCAAGUACUUUGAGACCAAGAAGAAGAGCCUGUACGAGGACCUGGAGGAGGCGGGGAUGGACGCAGCGCCGCCCGCAGAGACUCCCGGAGACAAACCGCGUCUGAACGGGUCCCACCCGGGAUGGACGGAGACGGGGGUAGCGGCCAGGGCGGAGCCGGCGGAGGCCUGUGCCAAUGGAGAGGUGUGGGCGGAGGGCAGGGAGGCGGGCGCUGACUCCCGAGUAAUGACCGAGAAGGAGGCGCUGGAGAUGCAGAGGGAGCACCUCCACAGGCAGAACACCACCUCCGGUCCGUCGGCAAGUGACAGCUACGUCGGCGUGUGGAGGUCCAUCAGACACCUGCAGUUUGCCAAGAAGGAGCCUCUGAUCGACAACAUGGAGCAGCAGAGUCCGUAGGAGCAGAACAGAGACAACUUCAAGAGAAAAGGGCAGGAAGUAGAGGAUAAAAAAACGAGAACAUGCUGCCUGAACCACAGAAGAAGAAAACUGAGAUUUGUGAGGAGGGAAACCAACGGGAACAUGGCUGCUGCCUCGCUGUGAUACCUCCGCUCCUUUAAAGUUUAAUUUAAUCACACAAAGCUUGAAGAGCAAAGAAGAAGCUCUCAAGGGACAGGAAGCCGUGGUCUUUGUUUACGAUACGUCGGAGAUUCCGUCUGCGUGGCGUGCG